Messenger RNA from Aedes aegypti (yellow fever mosquito), 6840 nucleotides. It is a transcript of the gene Snrk, whose product is annotated as SNF-related serine/threonine-protein kinase. NCBI's taxonomy places the organism in Eukaryota, Metazoa, Arthropoda, Insecta, Diptera, Culicidae. Gene Ontology annotation, biological process: microtubule cytoskeleton organization; protein phosphorylation; intracellular signal transduction. The coding region runs from base 570 to 3941 and encodes 1123 amino acids. Gene Ontology annotation, cellular component: cytoplasm. The transcript has 12 exons. Gene Ontology annotation, molecular function: ATP binding; protein serine/threonine kinase activity; tau-protein kinase activity. The record is from RefSeq and is a predicted model, not a curated record.
AUCCGCCGCACACAAUCGUUGUUCAAUCGUCUAGCGAGAAAGAUGUCGGCGGUGGCGGAGUUGUAGCAAAAUAAUAUAGCCAAAAGAAAAAACAAAACUCGACCAUUUUCACACCGUACAGUAAAGAAGCUAAAUCGUUAAGAAAGAAAGUACCUAUCUAUCGAGUUUUGAGCUAAAAGAUUGAAAUUGGUUUGUGUGCGUGCGUCAAUGUGUGUCCAUAUCAGUGUUCUGUGGGAAUAAUACCAGCAGCUGCUUCUAACUAGGGUCGUCCUCGCGGAGAGGUCGUUGUUGGGUUGCGGAUUGUUGCUUCUGUUUGGUGAGCAACAUCCUCUUGGAGGUCCUGUUGUUGUAUAAGUGGAGUACAUCAGCCGAUAAGCAUCUAUUUUCAAAGUAAAUGUGUAAAAUCAUUCUUAACGGAACUUAUUUUAUUUCAAAGAUUGCCACCACAACAAAGAUCGCCACCUGUUGGUGCAAUCCUGGCGACCUUGCGCUAGGUCGUUAGGGAACAGUCACCGUCAUCGGAUCGGACCGGUUCGCAUUGCACAGCAAACCAGCAGGGCAGUAGAAGGAUGCAGCGAACGUUCGGUUUGUCCCCAGCGAGCCGCGCCGGCGUCUACGAUGGUAAAAUAGCUGGCCUAUAUGACCUCGAGGAAACGCUCGGCUCCGGACACUUUGCGGUGGUGAAGCUGGCCCGGCAUGUCUUCACCGGCGAGAAGGUGGCCGUCAAGGUGAUCGACAAAACCAAACUGGACGAAAUUUCGCGGGCCCAUCUGUUCCAGGAAGUGCGAUGUAUGAAGCUCGUGCAGCACCCAAAUGUGGUUCGGCUGUACGAGGUCAUCGACACCCAAACCAAGCUGUAUCUGAUAUUGGAGCUGGGCGAUGGAGGGGAUCUGUACGAUUACAUCAUGCGCCACGACAAGGGCCUGACGGAGAACGUGGCCCGAGAGUACUUCCGCCAGAUUGUGCGGGCCAUUUCGUACUGCCAUCAGUUGCAUGUUGUGCACAGAGACUUAAAACCAGAAAAUGUGGUAUUCUUCGAAAAGUUGGGAGUGGUAAAGUUGACUGAUUUUGGAUUUAGUAAUAAGUUCUGCCCUGGUCAGAAGCUGGAGACUUCCUGCGGUAGUUUAGCGUACUCUGCACCGGAAAUUUUGCUCGGUGAUUCUUACGAUGCCCCAGCAGUCGACGUCUGGUCGCUGGGUGUCAUUUUGUUCAUGCUCGUGUGCGGCCACCCACCGUUCCAGGAGGCAAACGACUCCGAAACGCUCACGAUGAUUAUGGACUGCAAGUACACGAUGCCGGAGCACGUGUCCGGGGGCUGUCGGAGGCUUAUCGGAAACAUGCUGGUGCGGGAGCCGGAAAAACGUGCCACCCUGCAGCAGAUUGCCCAGAACGAGUGGCUGCUUGAGGGAAGCAUCGAGGAAACGCCCGAAUACCUGCCGCUUGUCAGCCGGGAGCAAGUGAGCGAGGAGGACCACACGCUAAUAAUCCAAAAGAUGAUCAACGGCAAGAUAGCUACCAAAGAGGAAAUUUUAGAGGCUCUAGAUCGUAACGAGUAUAAUCACAUAACGGCGACGUAUUUUCUGCUGGCGGAGCGAAAAUUACGCGCCCACCGACAGGAGGAAGCGCAAAAACGGAAACCGGAGCUGUCGCUGCCGGUGUCCAAUUCGUCGAGACUGCAAGGUUUUAAGAAAAACUCCGAAGACGACUCCAAAGAGGACGGUUUACUGCCACACAAGCUUGGAAUGCAUCUGAGUGUACCCCGGACGCCGGGUACGGAGACCGGACAGACCGGUCGAAGCCGGAAGUGCAGUAUCGUACAAGAGGAGGAAGAUGACGAGGACGAUGUUACUGGUGCUGGUCACGAGGAACUGUCCACCCCGUUGAACCGACGAGGGUCCCGUUCGGAGGGUCGGCUCAACAUUACCGUACAGGAUCGGAUAGCGGAAUCCGAACGACUGAAGCUGGAAGCGAAAAAGCAAGCGGAAGCAAAAGAAAAGGAAUUGUUGCAACAGCAGCUGCAGCUGCAGCAGGAGCUGGAAGCAAAAGAAAAUGCUGCUGCGGGGAUGCUGGGUGGAUUCGUAGGGAUUGGGAAUGUGACGCUGAUCACGAGUGAAAAUAGUUGUACCAAAGAAAGACUGGGAAUCGCUGGUGGUGGCUUACAUCGGAAGGUUCCGGAGAUCAAAAGGGGGAUGGAUUUCCCAAAGAAAACAUCCAUUCUCAAGCCGCAAGGGAACGUUCGAGGAGGUUCGUUCGACAAAUGUAUUGCUAGUAUUAAGGAUGCGGAGUUGGUCAGUACGAAAAUAAUUUCGGAUAGUGCGACCAUAACGAUGCCGCUUACGGUGAAUAUCGUAAACACCUCGAGUAUUCCGAAGUACAAAACGAUGCCGUCGCCGACGCGAGUCAAUACCAUCCUGAACACCAACACCAACUGUUUGAAUGAAAUAUUCGAGGAAGGAACGGAUGUCGGAAGUUCGGACAGUACGACGACCACUCCUCGACCGGUGAUCAGGAACCAAUUCAACGCCCGAGCUCAAAGUCAAGGUGGAAAUGGAAACAAUGUCCAUCGGCGUACGAAGUUCAACAAGUCCCGAACCGCUUCCUGCAGUAGUUCGGACGCAUCUGACGAUGACUCGGAGAAUCGUAAGAAGCGAGCGCACAAAAUCGUGGAUUCCACCGUGAAACCACAAACCCAGCGUCGCGAUUCUCACGAUGACUCGAGUGAUUCGCAGGAUCCCGGUAACGCUGCAGCACCUUCUAGCACGGGUGCUUGCGUGAGAGCCAUUAUGACUGGAGCUGCGAGCAGUUCUUCCAAUAACGAUGCCGGUAAUCAGCCAAAUACGGAAAAACGAAACUCCGGGAAUGGCAACCGUCAGAAGUCGUCCCAGCAGGUAGAUUUCCGACGACAUCGAGGACGAAGAAGGCCAGUCGAAACGCGGCUUCGUGAAAGCCAAUCUUUGAAUCGGAUAACCGAGGUCCAGGAAUCCGAGACUUCUCAUUCGGCCGCUGCAGCAGCUGCUGCUGCCGCGGCUGCCGGUGCCAUAUCAUCUUCAACCGUGCCAAUUGAUACUCCCGAUGGGGAGCAACCAAGCCAAACCACAGCCACAACCACCACCACCACCACCACCAGUCAGGAGGAGUAUGACCCCAAGGACGAGUUUAGCAAUAACGUGAACCAUCCAGACGACGAGAAUAACGAAGGCGCUGUAGGUAAUAGCAGUACGAACAACACUCCCAAUACCGGCAGCAGUAGUAGCGGUAGCAGUCACCCAAGCAAACCGAAAGGUUUCAGCGCGCGGAUAUUCCAUCCAUUCAAGAAGCAGCACCAUCAGCCGUCGUCUAACAGUUCCACGCCCAGUGUGGAUAUGCCAGCCGAAGCGCUUAAAACGGGCAUCACGACGUCGACGACGGCUCCUUCUGGGGACGAUAUCGAGAUUGUGGUCGAGCUGGCCAAGGCACUGAACGCGUCCGAAAGCAGUGGGAAGAGCACGAAGAAGAUCAAGAUCUUGGGAAGGUAUUUCCAGGUGCACAAAAAGAUCUACGUUCCGCUGUCUGGCCUGUUCCAGCGAGGUCGCCUCUACAAGGCUCAGUCGUGUGGUUCGAUUGUACGGGAUAAGGUAAACCAGAAUCCGAACGGUUCUGGGGGAGGUCGGGGCGGUGGCGGUAGUGGUGCCGGAGGAGCCAACUCCAACGCACGCCAUUCGACCAUCUUCAACGAGAAGCAUCGGUUCAAAAAUUGCCUCAGCGGUACGCGGUUGCUCGGUAGCGACGGAGACAUCAAUCACAAUGGGAACAGUUUUAUCACGGCAGCGGCGGCCAUGUCCAACGGAAGCGUAUCGCCAGCAGAGCUGGUGGUGGCCACUGGUGGGGCAACCAGCCCGGUCUGUGGACUAGCAACCGGUGGAGCCAGGCCCACUGCUUCAGUGCCAAUCAAAACCGCGUAGUAGUAGGAGAAUUGAACAUCUCAUAUGUUUAAGUACCUUGGCUGUUGAUUAGACAAAUUAGCACGCGCACGAAAUCUGCACUGCUCACCAGCAUCAUCGUCAUCAAUCACCACUAGAGCGCUUCCAUUUUCAUCUGGUUUUAGUUUUACUUAGGAUCUACCACAGGCCUGAAUGUUCCUUACGUGUAGUUUUUGACUGAUGACCGUUCGCGUCCAACUCAUCGUCACCUAGAAUCAUCCUGAUGGAAAAAAAACUUCUUGCACACGCAUUAUUCAUAUAGCAAUGAUUCCGUGAGCCGAAGUAGCACUACUACUCUACUUCCGCACGGAUACAGCUAAAAGCGCCAAAGAGAUCUCGAAAACAGAAUGCAUAUUGAAUAUCAGCUCGAAGCUCGAAGUUCGGUUCGGCCCAAUCAUUUUCUAUUCAUUAAGACACUGACUGCUGCAGCACCGCACCAACCCCACCAACAAUCAAUGAGAGUUGAUCCUACUGGUACACGAAAUUUUUGAAGGAAAAUGUGUCUCGGAUCGUGUACGCAAAUCGAUGUGCAAUAAUGGUUAUGAGCUUAGGUUUACCGUUGAAUACUACCUGAAUAUUCCGCAAGGGUUCUCGCGGUUAGUAAAAAACAUACAAACACACAUACGGGACGGUUUCCUUGUUACAAAUGUGUUAUUUUCUUCUUUACCAACUGAAUAGCUAUAAAUUCUGUCCAUAUUAGUGUGUAUGUUUCCUUUUAGAAACUUUUGACUACCGAGAGCAAACAUGUUUUAAGCAGUCGUAGGAGGACACAGAAGAUUUGUAUUUAAAGUUGUACAGUGCAAAAAGGUUUUGAGAUAGGUUAAACAGUUACACAAAUACAAACUCAAUUUAAAUACCCAACCAAUCAAUCAAUAAAUUUUAAAUAGGCAUCAUUUGUAUGUGCUGUGCACAGGGACUGUAUGCAGAAGGAGAAACAAAACGAGACGGUAGGGUGGAAAAUCAUUGCAAAAAAAAUGAAAGCAAAUUAAUUUAAAGUAUAGUUUAGGUUCUCUUAUUCCCUACUUGUUUUUGGAAAAAGAAAAGUUGCCAAUAAAUAUUACAUACAUCCGCAUAUGUGAACGGUUAGGAUAUCUCCUUUCGAAAGAUUAGGAAUACUCUUAAAGUGUGAUGACUAAGCCGUUCAUGUGUUUGGUGUUUAACCCAAUUGAAUGCAUGAAUUUUGUCGAAGAAAAUCCUGAAACAAUCCUACACAGUUCGAAUUGAACUGAAAUCUAAAACUAAACAGAACAUGAACAAGCUACUAAUCAAGAGAGUGCGAAACUAACAUUUUUUAGAUACACAAGCAUAUUCAUAAGAGUCAUCGUACACAUAAUGCAGCACUUGCCGUAUCAUUUGGAUUAAGAAAUUGAUAGUUUGGAUUGACAGGUGUUUCUGCUUUCUCCACCUUCUAACUGAAGUGGUGCUUCUAACUGAACUGGAGACUUGCCGGAGAAGUUUUGUUUUCGUUUUUACGAUUCUUGCUAGUCAGUGCUUUGUGAAACCCAAGCACUGAAACGAUACACCAUCAAUUGGUGAGCUCGUUCCAUGCUUCUAUUUAAUUUCUUUAUCGUGAAAACGGUAUGCAUUAUCAUGUAUGCAACAUUUAUGUAUUUGUUCACAAAACGAUGAUUGUUUCGACACUCCAUGUGUUACCAAUGAUUGUCGUACUAUAAUUCAUACAGGCUUCUGGCACCUCAAUACAACCCCAUGGGAAAAAUCGAACAACCAAGUACCCCAAGUCAAUUCAAUGGUUGCAAACAAAUCGUCGUUUCGUUAUCAACAAUCUAAAAUGACGAUAAACUUUUCACGUCUAAAAUGUAAUUUUUGAUACUUCCCCAAGUAACCACCAUGUCAGCUGUAUAAUAACACUAUAUUGGCACGCAGGGCGAAUUAAAGUGCUAUUUGGUUACUUGGGUCAUGUAGUUUCAAUCUGGCACACUGCAAAACCCUUAUGAAAUUCAAAUUUAAGAAUAAACUUUGUGAUUGAUAAAGCUUGAAAACAGUAUGAAAAAACGGAAAAAAAUAUCCUUGAAAUGAUUUGGCCAAAAUCAGUAAUUCCUCUUUAUGAUGCUCACUUUAAAAACAUGGAUUCUUAGCACUGAGAUGAGCUAUUUUACAUAAUACAUAUUGAAUAACUGUUUGUAAUUACGAAAAAAAUCUUUGAAGUGUCGACGGGUUUUUAUCCAUAGACUAUUAGAAUAUUAUUGCGGUUCAUGUUCCGUAAAUCGAAUCAUUUAUCAAUUGCUGAAUGGUUCGUCACUGAAAGUGUCGACAAUUUUUUGUACAGGAGAAUAUAAUAGAAGGAUAUUCUGUAAAUGGAUAACUUUUCAAAUUGAAGUUGACACGAAUCGCAUAACUUGCCAAGCUGAAUCCAGAUUGUGUAGCUACUUAAUUCUUCCCACUAACAAAAACUCUUUCCCGUGACAAGCAUGAAAUUGUAGAGGUAUACUCGGUAUUCAGUAACAAUGGAUGUCACACUACUUAACAUUCAUUCCCUUCCCCGAUAACCGCAAGGACGUGGCCGGCGCCGUUAUUGACUUUAAAAUAAGUCUAUAGAUGAAACGAUAAUGUGUAAUGGUAAAUGUUAUUCGUUACUUAAACUUUGCUUCUAACGGGAGUUCAGUAAAAAUGAAAAUGAUAGCAAAACUUUUCUGUAAUUCAAGUAAAGAGUGUAUGUUUUUUUCUCUUCAAGAGAAUUGCUCUCUGGACUCCCUUAAAAUGGGUGGCAUGCAGUGAUACCAUAUACACAGAUUUAUCUGUAAUUACACAGAUUUUUUCCUGUUCUUGCUUACAGAUAUCUCUGUGAGCACAGAUCACAGAUUUUUGAGAUAAAAAAGAUUUUCAAGAUUUUAGGAUAUUUUACGAGUUUAGGACACAGUUU